AAAGGGCGCGGUGAGCGCGACGCGACACGAGAUCGAGAUUGAGCGACGAUCGCCGACGAUGACUGAUCAACCACCACCUUAUUAUGCGGAGAAAACUGGCCCCUACCCGCCCCAGCCUCAGGCUGCCUACCCUCCUCCACAACAGACUGUUGUAGUGACCCAGCCUGUGUUUACUGCACAGCCAGUGGUGUUCCGCGACCAGCCUGUUGUCGUUACUGACAGCAACGGACAACAGGUCACAACACAGCUGGAGUACCGCUCAGGUCUUCUCACCUGGCUCAUAUGCUGUUUCAUCUGCUGGAUCACCGGCCUGUGGUGCAUUGCACCAAUCGCUUUCUGCAUCGACGCUACCAAAGAUGUGUACCACAUCACCCCAACUGAC
Molecule: messenger RNA, 382 nt
Organism: Geodia barretti
Lineage: Eukaryota; Metazoa; Porifera; Demospongiae; Tetractinellida; Geodiidae
Source: the annotation of a GenBank genome assembly